UACCGACAGUCCAGUUACAGUGCUCUGCGUAAGCACGCAUCUCACGCGGCCCAAAGUGUCAAACGACUCGACAAACCGGUGGCCCCGACAAGCUUCGACGAGCUUGUUCUCGAAAUAUCGAGCAACGAGUAGUACAGCAGAGAGAAGUAGUAUCGUUUAGUUUCUACUCGCGUACAGUUUCUCUAUAGAUUUCCCUUUUGAUUCGCUGCAAGAUGAAACGCCUGGCGCACUGUUCCGUGUACAUGGCCAUUCUGUUGGCCGUGGCUUCGGCGAGGUCGGCCGAGACCAAUCCCACGAGUAACUCCAUCAACGAGGAGACUGCCAGGUCCACAGGGAACAGCAACGUGUUUGGAGACCUUCGACAGAUGUAUCAGAUUUACAAGGAGUGCGCGGACGAGGAUCUUAGUUCUUGCUUGAAAGUAAGACUACUGUCUGCGAUAGACAGGGUAUCCAGGAGCGCUCAGUUGAACAUCGCCGAUGGAGUUACCUUCGUCCAAGACGACCCGAUCUCGAGCGCGGACGAACCUCCAAAGUCCCUUCAAGAGAUCGAGGCUGGUUUACCUAGAGCUCUGGACGACAAGGAGGACGCGCUCAACACCAUGAUCUUUGACCGAGUGAUGAAAUUCUUCCAAAGCCACACGUUGAAACUGAAGCUGUCCAACGUGGAGGAACUUCAACGAAGUUUGGUAGAGGAAGGUCGCAAGAAGAAAAAGAACAUGGGAGGUUUGCUCGCUAUUCCCCUGUUGAUCGGUGGAACCCUGGUACCACUGGCCUUGGGAGCGUUGGCUCUUCUAGCUGGCAAGGCCCUGAUCGUCAGCAAACUCGCUCUGGUGUUGGCCUCUAUUAUCGGCUUGAAGAAGUUGGUCUCGGGCGGUGGGGACCACGGACACGAAGUCGUUCAAGUGGCCGGGGGCCACGGAUCCAGCGGAUGGGCGAGAUCCAGUCACGAUCUCGCCUAUUCCGCCUACAAGCCGUCGUCUACUCUCCGGAGUAUACGAUCGCCGAAGAUGUUUAAGUUCGUGUUAAUCGCCGCAGUUCUCGCCUCUAGCUCGGUGCUAGCCGCCCCCGCAGGUCAAGACGUUAGCCAACCGUCGUCCAUCUUGGAGGAAGCCUUGGACGUGUACGCGACAUGCACCGGCCAAGAGGAGAUAUCCACGUGCCUGAAGCUGCAGGCGCUGCGUCUCGUCGACAGGGUGGCCAGAUCCGCGAACAUCGAUAUCGCGGAUGGUUUCAAGAUCGUGCAAACCGAAGAAGCUAAGAACAGUCGUGCGGACAACGCUAGAUCCUUGAACGACAUCGAAAGUACCCUGCCAGCCGAAGCGGAAGCCAAGGAAGCUGUCAUUGAUCAAGCCAUCUUCGACAGAACUGCCAAGUUCCUCUCCACUCACACGGUCGAACUGAGUCUUCCCGAUGAGGUCUCUCGCUCCUUCGACGAAGCUCGAGGAAAGAAAAAGAAGAUCGUGAAAUCUCUGCUGCCGAUCCUGUUGCUCUUGAAACUGAAAGCCGCGGCACUGAUCCCUAUCGCUCUCGGUGGUUUGGCUCUCCUAGCGUUCAAGGCUCUCGCAAUCGGCAAAAUCGCCCUCAUCAUCAGCGCGAUCGUCGGUCUUCAGAAGCUUCUCGCCAACAAACAUCAAAGCUACGAGGUAGUGGCUCAUCCAGUGCACUCGUACGGCCACGAAGAACACCACGAUCACCACGGAUGGGCGAGAUCAGGAGGGUCUGACCUCGCGUACAACGCGUACAAACCUUCCGAGUAGUUGGCUCGUCGCCAUAGUCUCUUCGUUUCAACUCACUACCUUCGUUCGCCAAAGUGAUCGUUCAGCCGCUGGCGAUCACCCGAGGGCUGCGCGACUCGACCCCUCGAACACUUCGGAAACUCGUGUGCGAUCGACCUGACCGAACGUUCCGCCCGACCGAAUCACCAUCAACCGAAUCACCAUCGACCGAAGCAAACGUUUCGUCGAGAGAGACCAUCGUAUCAUUGUACGUGACCAGUGACCGAAACGUGACGAACUGUGACGAUUGACGAUCGACCAGACUGUCAGAGACACGUUGUUAGUAUAUCUCUGGUGUCCGAACGAUUCACCGCAGGAUUACGAUUGCGAGCGGUGAUUGCAAGCAGCAAGUUGAAGCAGACAGAACAAGUUUACCAGGAACAGUGAACGGUGAUGGUCGAGUCAUCCUCGACGCAGCUCGUUGUGCUAUUUAUUCAGGGGGCUUCGAAGCAACCUCGAUCGCAGAACCCGGGUCGAACGCGCUCGGACUCGUCAGUACCUGUACAGGGCUACCAGAUUUCAUCCAAUGAUUAUUUAUAUUAUCCCCCUUCCCGGGGUUGCCAUGUAAUUUAUCAAACUAUUUAUAAAUAAAUAUAAUUUUAUACGAAAA
Molecule: messenger RNA, 2385 nt
Organism: Frieseomelitta varia
Lineage: Eukaryota; Metazoa; Arthropoda; Insecta; Hymenoptera; Apidae
Exons: 6
Coding region: 213-1757 (514 amino acids)
Source: RefSeq, a predicted model, not a curated record